Bursaphelenchus xylophilus (pine wood nematode) is the source of this 970-nucleotide messenger RNA. Lineage: Eukaryota; Metazoa; Nematoda; Chromadorea; Rhabditida; Aphelenchoididae. The record is from the annotation of a GenBank genome assembly.
AUGGGAAAGCCAGAGGCAAAGAAAGAGGAAAAGAAGCCGGAUGAAAAGAAACCAGAAGAAGCCAAAGCCGAGAAUAAGGAUGGAGGUUGGUCAAGUUGUCUGAUUAUCGCUUACUCCCUUAGGUCCUCUCCCGAACAAGCCUGGAGAACCCGAAUUCAAGCUGAAGAUCGAACCAGAGGGUCCUGUCAUCUUCAAAAGCGAUAAGAUUCUGUCUGAAGCUGUUCAUUACGAAUGGACCCUUACCAACAAUACUGGUAAGAGACAGGCUUUCAAGGUAAGGAACAGGAUUUUCAAAGCGUUACGUCUAUUUUGACACUUUAAAUUUGCUUUGCCUUGCCAAUAGCCUUGUUAAAAAAGGCCUUGUUUUAGGUGAAGUGCACCUCGAAUGAAGUGUUCCGAGUCCGUCCUCCCCUCGGAUUCAUCGAAGACAAGGAGUCCGUCAAGGUCAGACUGACCAGUGUUGUCAAGGAGAUCGCCGCAGCUAAUCGUCACUUCUUCGCUCUUUAUCAUAUGGCCUGUGAAGAUAAGAGUAAACCUCCAAGAGCAGUUUGGACUUCAAAUGUGAAGCCUGAUGGAGUGAAAAGACUGCUCUGUCUCUUCCAAAAAUCCGAUGGAUCUGAUUGGAAAGUGGGAGAGAAGGGCCCUGGAGGCACGAUCCCUCAAUCCUUGAUGCAACAGCCUGGAGGUGAGACAAUAUUUUAUUUAGGAGUAGUUGAUAUCAAGUACAAUAUAAGUUCCAGGGAAGGAAAAGUCAAAAGAAGACAAGAAAAAGAAGGAAGAAGAAAAAGCGGAAAAGAAAGAAGAAGAAAAGAAGGAGAAGGACAUGGACAAUGAAGAAAAGAAGGAAGAGAAAGAUAAGAAGAAAGAUGAGAAAGUGGAAGAGAAAGAGGACAAGAAGGAAGAGAAAAAAGAAGAGAAGAAAGAAGAAAAGGACGAAAAGAAGGAAGAAAAGAAGCCGGCCAAGAAGUAG